GCAUUGAACUAUCAAACUUUGUAGAAAACAAAUCCGGAAAGAUUUUUAAAUCCAACAGAUUCUGCAGAUUAAUAUAAUUUCCUGCCAAAAAUGUUUUCAAUAUUCUACAUCUUAGGUAUUGCUGUGAUACAUAUGUGUACGCUGUCAGCUGAAUCAAUCGAUCAAACACCGAAAAUAGUGGGUGGCAGUUCUGCUAGUGAAGGACAAUAUCCUUAUCAAGCAUCUCUUCGUUAUCAGAACCGUCAUUUUUGUGGUGGUUCUGUCAUAGACAAACGAUGGAUCCUUACAGCUUCUCAUUGUUUAACGGGUUUCAACGAUAAGGACAUUACCGUUGUGUUGGGCACAAACACUUUAGAUCGAGGUGGCGAUAUAUAUUCCGCAAUCAAGAGAGUGAUACAUCCCUAUUAUAACGUCGCUUUUAUCAGAAAUGACAUUGGAUUAAUUAAAGUAGAUAAGGAUAUCGUUUUUGGAGAUAAAGUGAAACCGAUUGCUUUGCCUACCAAAAACUUUAAUAAAUCCGAUUAUCCGGCGACGCUAUCUGGCUGGGGCACUACUAAUGGCGACUCUGGUGGUCCUCUGGUAGCCAAUGGUGAGCAGAUUGGCGUGGUCGUCCUGGGGGUGCCUUGCGCUAAAGGACGUCCAGAUGUAUUCACGCGAGUUUAUUUUUACGUGAAGUGGAUUCGAAAGUACCUCGAGGAAAAAGUUAUAACUCCGUAGCGAAGAUGCUUCAACACAAGAACAAUCAAAAGAUUUUUAAAACAACGAUAAAUGCAUCUUUUCUGCUAAGAAUUGAGUCUUACCUUGGCGAUCAGAAGCCAAUUGUCAAAUUAGUAUAAUAAUUUUAUUUUAAAUUGCAAAUUCAUAGGGUGUUUACUUGUGUUGAUUUGUAAUAUUCAUGAUUUUGUAAAAUAACAUUUGUGUAAUUUUGUUCGCGUAUGUAUAUCAUACAUAUGUAAUAAAUAAAUAGAUUUAAGCAAAGU
Molecule: messenger RNA, 980 nt
Organism: Pogonomyrmex barbatus (red harvester ant)
Lineage: Eukaryota; Metazoa; Arthropoda; Insecta; Hymenoptera; Formicidae
Product: chymotrypsin-2-like
Biological process (GO): proteolysis
Molecular function (GO): serine-type endopeptidase activity
Source: RefSeq, a predicted model, not a curated record